Apis cerana (Asiatic honeybee) is the source of this 3920-nucleotide messenger RNA. Its product is annotated as monocarboxylate transporter 9. The record is from RefSeq and is a predicted model, not a curated record. Gene Ontology annotation, molecular function: monocarboxylic acid transmembrane transporter activity. Gene Ontology annotation, biological process: monocarboxylic acid transport; transmembrane transport. Lineage: Eukaryota; Metazoa; Arthropoda; Insecta; Hymenoptera; Apidae.
UUUCGUUUGUUCGACGCAAUCGGUGGUGUCGCAUCGUUCGCUUCCAUCUCGCGUGGCACGAGAGCAACUAGAUCCAGUCCAAUUUAGAUUUUUCGUCGCUUAAACGUCACGCUUCUAUACCGAAUAUUUAUAUUAUGCCAGGUGUCGCGGGGAUUUAUCUCGUAGCCAAACUUUGUGCAAGUGGUAGAGUGGUACGAUUUUCGCGAAAAAUGUGCGAAAGUUGUGAAUUGAUCGAGGUUGUCGUAGUGGUAGGUCUCGUUUCGCCGUUCGUUUUCUUCCAUUUUUGAGAGGAAUUCAAAAUAUCGAAUGGAUUAAUCGACAGAGCUGAUGAGAAUGGAUUACUGUUGAUCGUUCUUCGAUUCUCUUCGAUCCUGUUUCCUAUAAUAUAUAUUUAGAAUCUCUUUCUUCGAAAGGUAAGGAAGAAAUUUUUUUUUUAAAAAUAACUUUAAUAAAAAAUCGAUUCAUCAAAAUUAUCAAUGACAUUGAUUGCUUUUGACUGCUAGAUUAGAGAUGAUUAGAGAUGUAAUUUUGUAAAUGAAAUAAAUAAAAUAGCGUCAUAGCGAAAGACAAGCAAAAUGCUCGGUCUUGAUUCUCAAGGGAAAAUAGAGAAUCAGGAAUGACAUACGAAACGUUUAGUUUUGAAAUUGUUUCGCGUCUAAUUUUCAGGAAUACGUAUGUAGUAAAAUUAUAUACAGGUAUUGGCUUAACACAGUUCAUAAAAUUAAAUAUUUCAAAAGUAAAUUGCAUUAUCACCUUCAAUAUUGACAUUGUUGGUAUUAUCAGUGCUACUCUAAUUUCUCUCCAUUGCAACCGACACGUUGAGUCCACGAUUCGAAACAACAGGUUGAACAACAGGUACGUUAAUUAUUAUUAAUUUAUAGAAAAUAUAUGAGGAACGAUGCCUAUUUAAUUUCAAUAGAAAUAAACGCGCGAUUAAUUAACAUACAAGAGAGUUGCUAAGAAUAUAUUUUCGCCAAUGGUUUGAAUUACUUGCGGUGUGUAUGUACACAAACCGCUGCGGUUUACAAAGCAAAUUUAUUUUUUUCCAUCCAGCAAAUGUACUUUGAUCGGUGCUUCUUUUUCUAUGCUUCGCUUUUUUAAUAUUCCCAUUCGCCCAAAAUCCAGAGCCAAUCGGACUCUUAAUUGAGAUUUAAAUUUUCUCGAAUAUAAUUUCGAGAAUACCGUGUGUCACAAACAAAUCGAUCGACAACAUAGCGACGAUUCGCGCAUUUUAAAAAUAAAAACAUUUUCUUAUUUUUUUUUAAAUUAAUUAUCUCGCUUUUAAAUAAAUUAUUCUCGAAAAAAAGAAAGGAAUAAAAAUUCGUGCUAAAAACGAAACACCAUAUCUAGGAGGAUGAUACGUCGUUAUUCGCAUUGUUGUUAUUUCGUUGUUAUUAUCUCCUGGUGAUAACGUUACCAUUGCAAAAUUUCAUUUAUGAUCUGAUUUCUCUCUCUCUCUUUCUCUCUCUUUCUCUCUCUCCUCCUCGGAUGAUUUCCUAAUUCCUGCGAUGGCAAUAUUUCAUUCUCAUUAAGGAUAGGUGCUUAGCACGUUGACAUUGUGUACAUAGAUAAGAAAGUCUUCGAAUUGGUUUCUACCCUGUUCCUCAGUUAAAAACCAUCCGGCCACGCUCCCACAUAUUCGUGUCUAUUUGUUCAUUAUUGUAUCAUUCAUCUUUAACUUUCUUUUCGUCGAUAUUAUACCGGAACGAGUAGAUUUCUCUCAAUCGAGGGUCGAGGAUAAAAAUAUGACGGUGACUAAAACGAAUGGGAAAGCAGCGAUAGAGACGAGAAUUUUCAACGAGGAUGAGAAGGAGGUUCGAAAUAAUAGCGCGUUGUUAUCUAUGGGAAAGGAGAGAGAAGAGGAGGAUGAAGACGAGAUCACGUUGGAAGAUUUGGCUCCCGAUGGUGGUUGGGGAUGGAUAGUCGCUAUAGCCAUGAUACUAAUAUUUAUCACGACGUUCGGGCCAACUUCGUCGUUCGGAAUAAUAUUCGGCGAUUUUCUGGAAGAAACUGGCCAAGCUGGUACCGCGAUGACGCUUUUCAAUUCCGUUUUCAUGGUCACGUUCUCUAUCGCCGGUUUGAUGACCAACACUCUGCUCAAGAGGUAUUCCAUGAGGCCGGUGGGGGUGGUCGGGGCGAUGCUGUUCUCGUUUCCAAACGUGUGCCUCGCGUUCGUGCGGAACGUGUACGAGAUGGCCUUGAUAAAUUUUCUGCAAGGAUUAGGGCUCGGCCUGAUUUUCACCAUUUGCAACACGAAUUUCAACGCGUACUUCGUGAAGAGGAGGGCGCCGGUGAUGAGCGCGGCCCAAGUGAUCGUCGGCCUCGGUGGAAUCGCGUAUCCCAUAUGCAUCGAGAAAAUGAUGAGAAUGUACGGGUUUCGAGGGACCGCGUUGAUGACGGGCGCCAUGAGUUUGAACUCCAUCGUCGGGAUGACGAUGAUGCAUCCCGUCGAGUGGCACGCGAGGAGACCGGAAGAUGUCAGAGCGGAGAAGAGGCGGGCGAAAGAGGAGUGGAAAUUGCGUGGCGUAAUACCGGCGUCGGAUCGUCGUUACAGCGACUUUAUAAUAGCUCCUGUAAAAACAAGAUGCAGCAGCUUAACGAGCCUCAAGGACGAGAGUGGAAAACAGGUUCCGCUUUUGAUUGAAACGUUGAAAACGCCAGCGAAAAGGGUAGCCUCGAUAUCCGAGAUCGAAGACAGAAUUUACAAUCGAAUGAAAUCUAAAUCGAUGCGUGAAUUGUUGACGCAACGGUUAUCCGCGUUUUCCUCGUCAAGUUUGAUGAAUUUGGUGACAGGGAUCGGAAGUGUAGGGGACACUAGGCAGCAUCACUCGGACGGGACGAAAGUGAGGAAAAUAGAGAAGGGAGUGCAAGUUUCGAUGGAAGAGAAAAAGGAUAUCGGUAAAGGUUCUCUACAAGAAAUCUGGGAAGAACUUCUGGAUGUCUCGCUUUUAAAGAAUUGCGGUUUCAUAAACAUUUGUAUGGGAAUCAGUUUCGUGUUGUCGAGCGACUUCAUAUUUUCUUACCUUUUGCCACUGAUGAUGACCAACAGUGGUUACACGAAAAGUCAAGCGGCCUUGGCAAUUACCGUCUGUGCAACCGCGGAAUUAGUAUCCAAGAUUUUGCUCGCAAUUUUCACUUUGUUGGUAAAAGUCAAAGCGAAAUAUAUAUUCUUCGUCGCUAUGAUUGGCAUGGCGUUCGCAAAAAUUGGUUACUUAAUGUACAAUGAAACGUUGGUCGGCUUGUUUGUGAUGAUAACGAUUAUAGGAAUGGUCAGAUCAUGGUUGUUGGUCCCUCAACCGUUAGUUAUCAUAGAGGACGUUUGUAUAAAUAAAUUCGCCUCGGCGUACGGUAUUGCCGGGGCUAUUAACGGAAUAGUUUCUAUAGUGUGCGGCCCGAUCGUUGGAUUCAUGAAGGAUUGGACCAACAGUUUCGUCGUUUGCCAGCUCGCCCUUAUUCUAAUGAACGUCCUGUUCGUUAUCCCGUGGGCAGUACAAUUCUUCUCGGUUGAUUUAUUAAAGAGGAGGAAGGAACGGGCGGAUAAUAAAAUCGCCGCCCAAACUUCCGCUCCCUUUUCUACGGAUUGAAAGAAGGAGAGAGAAAGACAUUGUUGUGCUCUGUAUAUAUGUAUAUAUAUAUAUGUGUGUGUAUAUAUGUAUAUGUAUGUAUACAAAUGCACGCAUUUGCUAUAUAUAUUUUGUACAAAAGAAACUACUUUAUUAUUUAUAAAAAUAUAUAUGUAAAAUAAGGAACUUUGUAAAAUAGGGAAAGAUUAAUCAUUGAAAAUUAUUAUUUUACAAUCGAAUGUGCGUAUAAAUGAAAUAACGUUUCAUUCAAACAAUUUCGUAAAUUUGUACGAUUUAUCUCGUUGAAAAUGUGCGUGCAUCGAACGAUAUAAAAUAAAAUUGGCAAAAUCCCUCUCC